Molecule: messenger RNA, 2303 nt
Organism: Achroia grisella
Lineage: Eukaryota; Metazoa; Arthropoda; Insecta; Lepidoptera; Pyralidae
Gene: Deaf1
Product: deformed epidermal autoregulatory factor 1
Exons: 5
Coding region: 156-1544 (462 amino acids)
Biological process (GO): regulation of transcription by RNA polymerase II
Cellular component (GO): nucleus
Molecular function (GO): DNA binding; DNA-binding transcription factor activity, RNA polymerase II-specific
Source: RefSeq, a predicted model, not a curated record
UGAAAUAUUUUCAUUUUUCGAUUAAUUAUGGCGGAUAGUGAUGGAACGAAGUUCAGUAUAAUGCGUCGCUGUAAUUAAAAUCGCAGACGUUCAUGUGAUUGUGCAAAAUACGGUCGCACCGUAAGGGUGUAAUUCGAGGUGGGCGGAAGAAAGCGAUGGCGGAGAGUAUGAGUUCGGACAACGUCGUUAUGCCGGACAUUACCGAAGUAACCAAACCCGAUCCCCUGGCGGCCCCGAGCGAGCACGAUUCAGAUCGGUCUGGUGGUGGAGCUGUCUUGGCGAGUGCAAUUAAAACCACCAGAUUGUCAAGUGAUUCAAAUGGUGUGGUCACUGUGCCCGUGUCCUUGCCCGUUGCUACGCUGUUGACGGGGACUACGUUUAACGUCAUAACAUCAGACCAGCUCCCUCACUUCAAGCCAAUGUUGUGUGUAGAUAAUGGAUUUAUAUCAGGGGGACCUGUUACAGAAGCUGAUAUUAAAGCCACCCACAUCGUUAUUCAAAAUCCACCAUCACCUAAUACUCAUCAUGAAGAUGAAGCCGGGACAGCAUCUGCGCCUGCGACGAUGGUCGCAACGACGAGGUCUUGGGCGGAGACUGCCAACAUGCCAGUACUGCCAGUGCGAUGCAAGAAUACCUCUGCAGAGUUUCACAAACAGAGGUUUGGUUCGGGUGGCCGAGGAAGAUGCAUUAAGUAUGGUAGAAAUUGGUACACACCUAGUGAAUUUGAAGCUAAAUGUGGAAGGGGAUCGAGCAAGGAUUGGAAGAGAUCCAUAAAGUUUGGUGGUCGAAGUAUUCAGGCACUCAUCGAUGAGGGCAUACUCACUCCCCAUGCUACCAGCUGUACCUGCGGGGCUUGCUGCGAUGAUCAAUCUGCUAUGGGACCUAUUCGAUUAUUCACACCAUAUAAACGUAGGAGGCGGGCCAAUCAUGAUGGGGAAGAAAAGAAGCCUAAAGUAAAACGCGAUACUACUAUAGCUGAGAAUGAAGUUGAUAACAUCCAUCAAACUAGUAACAAUAGUCAUACAAAGGAGACAUGGCAGUCUAUUGCUGAAGGAUUGGAGAAUAAUGCUGACUACCAUCUCCUGGAGAAUACUGAACCACACCCGGACCAUUUAGCAGGUUUGCCGGACAUGGGUGGAGUGUUAAAGCGAUUGGAAGAUAUAAGUCAGGGGCUGGUACGAUUGGCUGGCGAACUGAAGCAGUGCGUUGAUGACGUCAGAGUUGUGAGCGCUCGCCAGGUGGAGCGCAUGGAGCAGGAGCGAGCGUCCGCUCUAUUGGCGGCUAGCGUCGAUGCUCAGGUCGAAGCUGAGCAAGUAUCAUUGCACAAUGUGGAAGAAUCUGAAUCCAAAAAGUGCGCAAAUUGCAACCGAGAAGCUUCUGCAGAGUGUUCUCUGUGCCGUCGUACUCCGUACUGCUCUACAUAUUGUCAGAAGAAAGAUUGGGCAUCGCACCAAAUUGAAUGCUUGCGCUCUGUGCCCACCAUUCAUACAGAUGCGCAGCAGCACCAGUCUAUUAUGCUGAUAGUUGAGAGCCAGCAUCAAUAACAUUCUGCUAUAUGGGCCAUCGCCCCAUUAGAAAGUGAUCCAGUCCCUGAAAUCAGGUCUACAGUACUGAGGAGAUGUUAAACUUCUACAUGGAUUACAAUGGGCGAGGCACAACAGUUCAUACAUUUGUGUGUAUUCACCGUUACUAUGCUGCAAUAGACGGUUUAAAACAGGAUUUACAAUAAAUAAGUUCAUGAAUUAUGAUUGAUGAUAUAUAUGAAUAUGAACAACAGCUGAUGAUAUUUUAUGAAAAUGGAUUAUGAACUUACAAUUACUUCCCGGAAUAUGACUUGAAUGUUUAGUAUAUGUGACUACUACUAUGAUUAAGAGAUGCAUAUUAAAAUCUCUCUGUAUUCAUGAUGUUUAAAAAUAUUGUACUCGAUUAGUCUAAUUAUCUCUCAAGUGGUACUUGGUACUUAUAAAAAUUUUAAUGUACUUGAUGUGUAAUAAUAACAUUAUACUUGGUGUGAUAUUCUUAAUAAUAAUAAGAUUAUAAUUGGUGUGAUAUUUACUUACUAUUAGCACACUGCUUCGACUGUUUGAUAUAGCGUUUUUCGAUGGAGUUUACUACGAAAUAGUAAAUACAAUGAUUGCACAUAGGUACAGACUAAUCAGUCCAAUAGAACUAUAAUAUAUUGUUUAAUGUGUCUACUUUACUACAAACCAUUUUGAAAGGUCUAAUAAUUGGUGUUAGGUAAAUUAAUGUACAGUUAGGACGAUUAUAAGUUCCGAUCUGGAAUUUGUAUUUGCAAUGUCACA